AUGCGAUUCAUUAUCCCAAUAGUCCUGUCCUUCGCAGGCCAUGCGGCUGCAGACUGUGAAUGCGGCUAUUCAUCCUCCAUCGGCGACUCUGUGGAACCUUACAUCUUUACUGACCUUAUCGAGUCUGACUUCUUGCACAUUCCCAAUAUCACUCUUGAUUCGGACUGGAGACGACAACAGUUUAAUAUGUCGGCUGCUGCUGGACGUGGUCCUUACGGUAUGAACUACAGCAUUGAACAGGUCACGUCAAAUCCUAUACUUAAUGAGAAUACAUGGUCUGGAGAUGGGGAAUUUGGCGUUGAUCCUGGUGUACAGCUCACCGUUAGUGGAGGUGAUCCUGCCAAUGGAUUUGUUCAGACUGCGGAGAUAGAUUCUGCCCGUGAAGAUUUACUCUGGGGAACAUACAGAGCUGCUAUGAAAUUGACCUUAGCUCCUGGUACAUGUGCUGCUUUCUUCUGGUACUUUAACGACAGCCAAGAGAUUGAUAUGGAGUUUCUUUCUUCCCAGUUUGACGUUGAAAACAAUACAUUCCCUGUCAAUCUUGUUCUACAAUCGGUGCAGUCAGUCCAAGCUGGCUACAAUGCUGCCGGCACUGGCAACUAUGUUGUGGCAAACCUUCCCUUUAACCCGACUACUGGCUACCACGAAUAUCGUAUCGACUUUAUCCCAGGAAAUGUCAUAUUUUAUGCCGAUGGGCAAAUCCUGGCAGAGAUGAACAGCACCGCAGUUCCGACAUCGCCUGGUCAUAUGAUUAUCACACAAUGGAGCAAUGGGAACCCUUUGUGGUCCUCAGGUCCGCCGUCACACGAUGCGGUCAUCUCUGUUAGCUAUGUGAAAGCCUACUUUAAUUCCUCGGAUCCAAUGCGCGAGAUAGGUCUGACAAAACGAUGCAAAGACCCUAGGGCUGAGAAUGCCGUUUGUGCCAUUCCAGACCAAACUUCAGCCCCCAAUCCGGAUGGAAACAAUGGUAAUGUUUCAGCAAGUACAUAUUUCUUCAGCAACCAAAAGAAUGAGACGAACAAUCAGACAGUGUACAAAAAGAGCGAAGCUACCACGGCAGCAACCGCUGGACCUCAUGGCUCGAUAUCUCUUUUCCUUCUCCUUUCUAUGAUCGCCAUCGCCUUGCUAUGA
Molecule: messenger RNA, 1131 nt
Organism: Botrytis fragariae
Lineage: Eukaryota; Fungi; Ascomycota; Leotiomycetes; Helotiales; Sclerotiniaceae
Product: putative glycoside hydrolase family 16 protein
Exons: 2
Coding region: 1-1131 (376 amino acids)
Biological process (GO): carbohydrate metabolic process
Molecular function (GO): hydrolase activity, hydrolyzing O-glycosyl compounds
Source: RefSeq, a predicted model, not a curated record